Leptinotarsa decemlineata (Colorado potato beetle) is the source of this 1922-nucleotide messenger RNA. RefSeq names its product leucine rich repeat containing flyers-cup (gene f-cup). Gene Ontology annotation, cellular component: cytoplasm. The record is from RefSeq and is a predicted model, not a curated record. Gene Ontology annotation, molecular function: protein binding. NCBI's taxonomy places the organism in Eukaryota, Metazoa, Arthropoda, Insecta, Coleoptera, Chrysomelidae.
ACUACGCUAGUGACACUGUGAAAGGUGUCAAUGUCAAAUGUCCGGUUUUUUAAUCUCCAGAGGAUUUUAUUACAAUCAAAAUUCGAAUUUCCAUAAUAUAAGAACGCAAUGUCUAAACCUUCCAAAGUGAAGUCAAGAAGGAAAUAUAUCAGUCCUGUAUUUCAUUUACAGUCUAAAGAUGAAGAUGAUCAACACAUAACCAAGGAUGUAGUCAAGAAUGUCCGAAAAACUGGUCAUUUAAAUUUGUCCUCCAAGCAUUUGGCCUCUGUACCAGAUAGAAUGUUUUCGAUUUAUGCACAAACAGAUGAAUGUCAAGUAGACAUAGAUUUUAGCAGAGGUAUUAAGGAGGAUGAAGCAUGGUGGAACAUCAAAACAUUAACAAACUUGGAUUUAAGUUCCAAUGUUGUAACACACAUCCCAGGGAAAAUAGGCAUGUUUCAAGACUUGGUGGUAUUGAAUUUACAAGAUAACCUGUUAACAGAACUACCUGAGGAAAUUGGUAACUUAACAAAAUUAACCAGACUAUGUUUAAACCACAAUAAAAUUAACAAACUGCCUAAAGAUUUUAACAAAUUAACGGAGCUGAAGUAUUUAUCUAUGAGUCAUAACUAUUUGGAAUGUGUUUCAAAAAGUGUUGUUGAUCUAAUCAUGUUAGAAAAAUUGGAUAUGUCAAAUAAUUCAAUACAAAAAUUGCCACCUGGAAUUGGAUUUUUAGUUCGUCUGACGGAGUUGAAUAUUUCAAACAAUAAACUCACUGAAUUGCCACCCGAUAUUGUUAAUCUAAGAGAAAUGAUUCCUGUUGAAAUAACUAAUUUAUUCCACCUUUCGAAAUUUGAUAUAACAAAUAAUGAUAUUAAAGAGUUGCCGAAUACCAUGGGGUUGAUGCCACAUUUGCAAACGUUGAAGGUAGACGGAAACAAACUAAAACAAAUCAGACCCGAUAUAAUUCAAACAGGGACUAAUAGAAUUAUGAAGUAUUUGAGGGAAAAAAUAAGUGAAGAGGAUCUGCAAGCUAUGAAUAUCCCAUCAGAUGUUUCCUACGAUUGCAAAAUAUUUCCCGAUAGGUAUACCAUGAGGAAUGGCAAUGUUUUGAAUUUGGCAAUGAAAGAUAUAUCUGAGAUUCCUGAAGAAUGUUUUCUUGAAGCUAAGGAGGCGAAUGUAACGUCUGUAGAUUUAUGUAAAAAUAAGUUCCACAAUGUUCCUUCUGGACUGUCAUUACUUUCAGAUCGUUUGACAGAGUUGAACUUGUCUUCGAAUCGUCUAUGUGAGGUACCAGACUUUCUUUCGGAUUUAACAAUGCUGAAAUUUCUUGAUUUGAGUAAGAAUCAAUUGAACUCUUUACCAGAAAAUUUUUCAAAAAUGGUGUUCCUGAGAGAAUUGGUACUGAAUAAUAACAAAUUCACUAAAAUUCCAUCUUGUGUAUUUGAUAUGGUUGGCCUGGAAAUUCUUCUAAUAAAAGAGAAUGGUGUUGAAGAGAUAUCAAUUGAAGGUCUGAAACUUUUGAAAAGGCUCGCCACUUUAGAUCUUUCUAAUAACAACAUUCAUGUAGUACCACCAGAACUCGGAAAUAUGACACAGUUAAGGUGUCUAGAGUUGAAAGGCAACCCUUUUCGACAACCGAGGUAUGCCAUAUUAGAACAAGGAACAGAUACCAUUUUAUCAUAUUUAAGAGACAAAAUACCGAUAUAAUAUUUAGGAGUCAAACGUUCUCAGCUUUUAGUACAAAAUAAGUCAGAAAAAUUGUGAAUAAUUAUUAGAUCUGAUUUAGAUUUAAGAAAAAGUACUACCUACUACUUUCGUAUCUUAUAAUUGAAUUACCAUCCCAUUUGGUGUGUUCAUCUGUACAUACUCAUUUUUGUAAAAAUAAUUCGUCUAAUUCAGUAUUACUUUGAUCAAUUUGUAAUAAAGGAUUAUUAAAGAAA